Toxotes jaculatrix (banded archerfish) is the source of this 1499-nucleotide messenger RNA. RefSeq names its product class I histocompatibility antigen, F10 alpha chain-like. The record is from RefSeq and is a predicted model, not a curated record. Lineage: Eukaryota; Metazoa; Chordata; Actinopteri; Toxotidae. Gene Ontology annotation, cellular component: external side of plasma membrane. Gene Ontology annotation, biological process: immune response. Bases 83 to 1138 code for a protein of 351 amino acids. The transcript has 8 exons.
GAGAACACUGUCUCUUCUACUUCUGGACAAAGAAAGACGUUAGUUGUUGUUCUACCAAAAAAGAAAGAUCCUACCGGUCACAAUGAAGACCUUGAUUUUCCUGGUUCUUUUGGGAAUACACGGCGCGGCGGCAGUGACACACUCCAUGACAUACAUUGUGACUGCCGUCUCUGGUCUGGAUGGAUUUCCUAAACAUAAUGAAGUUGGACUUGUAGAUGGUCAGGAGUUUGUGCAUUAUGACAGCAACUUGAAGAAGAUCAUCCCCAAGACUGCUUGGAUUGAGAAGAAUGAAGGUGCAGAUUACUGGGACAGAGAGACACAGAGAAACAUCAAUACCGAGCAGGUUUUCCAAGCAAAUGUUGCCACGGCAAUGCAGCGUUUCAAUCAGACUGGUGGUGUCCACGUUUUCCAGAACAUGUACGGCUGUGAAUGGGAUGAUGAGACUGAGAAGGUUAAAGGUUAUGAUCAGUAUGGUUAUGAUGGAGAAGACUUCAUAGCACUUGACGUGGAGAAAGAGACAUGGAUCGCUCCAGUACAACAGGCUGUCAUCACCAAACAGAAGUGGGACAGUAACAAAGCUGAUAUCACACAGUUGAAGAAUUACUACACCCAGAUUUGUCCUGAGUGGGUGAAGAAGUAUGUGAACUAUGGGAGGAGCUCUCUGCUGAGAACAGUCCUUCCCUCAGUGUCUGUCCUCCAGAAGACUCCCUCCUCUCCACUCAGCUGCCACGCUACAGGUUUCUAUCCUAAUGGAGCCAUGAUGUUCUGGAAGAAAGAUGGAGAGGAGCUUCAUGAGGACGUGGACCAAGGAGAGGUCCUUUCCAACCAUGAUGGAACCUUCCAGAUGAGUGUUGAUAUGAAACUUCCAUCACCUGAAGACUGGGGGAGGUAUGAAUGUGUGUUUCAGCUCUCUGGUGUGAAGGAGGACAUCGUCACCAAACUGGACAAAGCAGAGAUCAGGACCAAUGGAGAGAAGCCCACUGACAUGACUGUCAUCAUCAUUGCUGUGGUGGUUGUUCUUGCUCUUGUCAUUAUCGCUACCAUUGGAUUCAUCGUGUACAGAAAGAGAAAUGCCAAACGCCCUCCAUCUCCUGUGAGCAACCCGGAGGUUAUGGAGCAGCUGAAUCCAAGUAUCUAAAUGAUAAACACACCAUCCUGAACACAGUUUAUGGAUUCAUGCACUGGAACAAUUAGCAGUGUCACCACAGUCUCCUCUGUAAACUGGGAAUUCAUUGAUUAUUCAUCAUUCAGAUCAUUAAUUGAUAGACUCUGGGUUUUGGAAUCAAUACUUCAGCAAAUAUCAAAAAUAAACAGUGACAUUAAAUAAUUCAGAUCAUUUAGUUUGAAAUAAAAAAGUGGAGUUUCCUCUGACAAAAUAUUUGCUUAAAUAUUAGUAAAUUAAAUGAGGUAGAAUAUUUUUUCCUUAUCCACAGAGACGUUAAGCUCAACAUUCAAAAAAAUGAAAGAAUCACUGCACUGUUCACUCAUACAUGAUUAAU